Molecule: messenger RNA, 2919 nt
Organism: Scophthalmus maximus (turbot)
Lineage: Eukaryota; Metazoa; Chordata; Actinopteri; Pleuronectiformes; Scophthalmidae
Product: T-complex protein 11-like protein 1
Exons: 10
Coding region: 167-1633 (488 amino acids)
Biological process (GO): regulation of sperm capacitation
Cellular component (GO): acrosomal vesicle; sperm flagellum
Source: RefSeq, a predicted model, not a curated record
UUAAACUUCACCUUUCGUGUUCGUGGAUUUGAAACGGUUUUGUUUUUCAACCGAACAGCGACACGUUACCGACGUUUCAUAUUCAUGAAAGGUCAACAGACUUUAAUGUUUCACCUUACGACGUGUCAGUAAAUUCACCUAGACGAGAACAACUGCAGUUGCUGAAAUGCCUGAUCAAGGAGACAAGGCGGCCGACGGUUUCCCCGCUGACCUUCCCUGUCUGGAAAAACUAGACUCCCCUACAGGGAGCCCGCCCACCGCCUCGUUAUCCAGCCUGAUGGAGCUUGAGAACUGUGUUUCCAACCUGAGCCUCGCUCAUGAGGUCGUCAUGAACGGAGACUUCUGCUUCAGACCCCAGAGGCCUCCCGCAGACAGCCUGGAGGGCAGAGUGACGGAGAUCGUCCACCGGGCGUUCUGGGACGUCCUCCGGGAGCAGCUGAGCAGUGAUCCUCCAAACUACACUCACGCUGUCAUUCUGCUGCGGGAGGUCAAGACUAGACUCCAGUCCCUGCUGCUGCCUCAGCACGUCCGGCUGCGCUCUCAGCUGGACGAGGUCCUGGACAUGGAGCUCAUCCGGCAGGAGGUCGCUCACGGAGUCCUGGACCUCCACAGGCUGUCGGGGUACGUCAUCGACACCAUGGCGUCUCUGUGCGCGCCGGUGCGUGACCCGGAGGUCCGAGCGCUGAGGGACCUCCGGGACCCGGUGGAGCUGCUGAGGGACAUCUUCCGCGUCUUGGGGCUGAUGCAGGCCGACAUGGUCAGCUUCACCGUCCGGAGCCUGAGGCCUCAGCUGCUGCAGCAGGCGGCGCAGUACGAACGGGCCAAGUUCCAGCAGAUCCUGGACAAGCAGCCCUCUUCUCUGGACAACACCACCGUUUGGCUCCAGGCAGCAGCGUCAGAAGAGGCGUCGGCCGGCAGAGCUCAGUCCGUUUCUCCCGGUCCCGACGGCCGCUGUCCCGUCAGCGUCGCCGCCGUCCUCAACCGGGCCUACAUGCGCCUGCUGCGCUGGGACCCGCGGGACCAGACAUAUCCCGAGACCGUGCUGAUGGACCGCGCCCGUCUGGACGCUGUGGGCCGGCGGCUGCGGACGCUGGUCCUGGAGGCGUCGGUGCUGCUGCUGACCAACGCUCAGUGCGGGGACGCCGUUUUCUCCCUGCAGGGGUUUGUAGGUAAACUCAGGCAGGCCGCCGCUGCCCUGCUGGAGGGCGGUCACAUCAGGGACGCUGACCUGGAGGGGGCGCUGUUGGGGCUCGGGGAGACGGUCCUGCGGCAGGUGAGCGACGCCGUGAGCAGCCGGGGGGGAGCGGCGCUGCCUCAGGAGAGCCAGAAUCUGCUGAGAGGACAAAUAUCUGACCUGCGGAAACACGACAACCCCGUCCGCACAGUCAUAGGAGAAAGGGCACAGGGCUUCCUCCUGGCCGUGCUGCAGGCCGGCCCCGCCAAGGGGAGUCUGCUGGAGCCGCCCGCCGCCCUGAGGCUGGUGAGCGCCGAUCUCGCCGACCUGGGGACGACGUUCGGGCGAAUCGUCCACUUCAACCGGACAGUCUUCGGCCCCUUCUGCGCGCCGAUCCUCAGGAAGCUGCUGUUCCCACCGGGAGAGGCCGAGGCCGAGGCCGGGGAGGACUCGCGCUAGGCGCGACCCCGACGACCUGCGGUGACCUGUACAUAAGCCUCCACGUGGCGUCGAACACGUGGCUUCAGUGUAAAUAAAUACAGUGAGUGAAAGUGUUAAAAGAAGGCAGAUAAAGAACCUUCUAGUUUGUUUUGUAGGAGAAAUUUGUUUUUAUAUUAUGUUGUGUUAAAAAGCAUAAGUCAUGUACAGAAUAAUUAUUAUAACUAUGCAUUUUAACAGCAUUAAGAAGCGCAUUGUGUGAAAAAGGAAAGACGGGAGUAACAAAUGGUUUGUUGAUGAGAAACAGAUUUAGUCUUUAGACUUAUUGGGCCUCAUGCAAGAAAAGCUCGUACAAACAGAUUUGUUCCCAAAUCUCAGAACUUUCAGAGCAUUCGUACAAUUUUCUCGUAUUUUGAGUUUUCUUUCAGGUACGAACAGAAUUUACGACUGAUCCAGACCCGUCGUAGGAGCCACGUGUUAGUUAGUCUGCUGUUAAUCAAACCAAGUUUUUACACGUAUGGAUCAUUUUUUCGUCACUUUGAAGCAAUUAUACAUUUAUAAGUUAAGUUUACCUCUGCAAUUCGUAUUUUAAUAUAAUUCUACAUUUAUUUAUUUACCUUCUAAAACGUUUUUGCGCAGUGGUUAGGGGAGCGCCCAUCUUUGGCAGUUGGCAUUCAUGUUGCGAUAUAUGGUAUUUUAGGGACGCUGAUAUGCUAAUUUGUUAUCCUCGUGCAAGUGCUUGCUCAAAUACGCAGCAUUCAUCAUGUUUACGCACAUAAUUAACACACUUUUCUGAAGGUUGUAGCGUUAUAAGAACGCCUGGCCUGUUCGCACAAACUCACUGUACGAAAAAUGUAAAAGAAAUUAGGAUGACAAUAUGAAAAUGCUCUUGCAAUGAGGCCCACUGUGUCUUAAAUGAUCCGUUGCCUGGAAAACGUUGUUGUUGGGUUUGUCAGGAUUCACGGUCACCACCACGCUCAGGAACGGCAAAGCACCAAAGAUAACAUGCUCAUAGUUUGUGAAUAAUACUGAAGACGUUUUACUUAAAUAUAUUCAUGUUGACAGAUGUGAAACUUACCAAAGACGGUUUGCACUUUUUCUUCUUUUCUGAUCCCUGAUCAGAUGGGUAGUUUUCCCCCCCGACACUAGUUGGUAUUAUUGAGGGAUGGGACAUUAAACUGUUGCUCAUUUGUUUAUGAAUUGCAUGAUAUGUUGCCAAGUAACCGAAUGAGUCUGUAAUCGAUUUGCUGUGGUUUAGUAAGAGACUCCAUUUUUUUUUUUCUUUUUCAAUUAAAUUUUUAAUCACA